CAGGCAGGGAUGGAAAUGAACAUCACGUUGAAUGGCUCCGGCGCCGGAGAAUAUCAAAUAACAAAAACAAAUGACUUUGUGGAAGCAUGUUAUUUAACAAAUAUGAGCAAUGGGGUAUGGGAAAGUGGAAGCGCCCUCACCACAUCUCUCCCUUUCUUACUCACCCAACUUUUCGUUGUUCUUUUCCUCGAUCGCAUCCUCUUAUCCAUCCUUAAACCUUUACACCAACCUCGAAUUGUCGCCCACAUCACCUGCGGUGUAUUGCUAGGUCCAACUUUCUUUGGAGAAACCGAUCUCUCUCGGAGCUAUGUCAUCCCUUACAAAACCACAAUGGUGUUAGAGACUUUCGCAAACCUGGCACUCGUAUAUUACAUGUUCCUCGUCGGACUAGAGAUGGACUUCUCGCUUAUCUUGGGUUGCGGUACUAAGCCGCUCACCUUUGCCAUUGCUGGAAUUUUGCUUCCGCUUGGGGUCGGUUUUGGCUUAUUCUUCCUAGCACUGAGUCACUCACAUGACUUUGACACCGGAGGUUCAAUGUUCUGGGCCAUAGUCCUCACCUCCACCAACUUCCCGGAUCUUGCUCGAGUUCUUGCCAACCUCAAGCUCUUGCAAUCAGACAUUGGGAGAACGGCAAUGUGUUCCGCCAUUAUAAGUGACCUCUGCUCUUGGCUUCUUCUUGUAGUAGCAAUAUCAAUUCUCAACACAAGCAAAUAUUACGCAUUGCUCUCCACCACCAUCUUCGUCCUAGUCAGCGUCUUCCUAAUCCGCCCUGCUCUAUCGUGGCUAAUCUGUUGCACAUCCAAAGGGGAGCAGGGCAAUAUUUAUAUCACCGAUAACCAUGUAUGGUUCAUUCUGGCAGGAAUCGUGCUCUUUGGAUUCAUUACCGACGCAUGUGGCUCCCAUUCUAUUUUUGGGGCUUUCAUGUUUGGAGUGAUCAUGCCACAGGAGUACGAGCACGAACACGGGAACAUGAUUGGAAGCACAGUUAUAGAGAAGCUUGAUCAUUUUGUAACGGGGAUCCUGAUGCCUCUCUUCUUUUUAGUCAGUGGAUUACGAUCUGAUGUUGCUUUUAUGUUGAGCAAAACUCCUUGGACAAUUGUGUUGCUAGUGGUAGUGGUGUCCUGUGCAGCCAAGAUUGUGAGUGCUUUUCUUGUGUCUUUGCUAUACAGGAUGCCACCUCGAGAAGGUCUGGCUCUGGGAUUGCUUAUGAAUACUAAAGGCGUAUUAGCGCUCAUAAUCCUAAACACAGGAAGGAACAUCAAGGCAGUAGAACCUAUCCUCGCUUACAGUUACCAGCCAAAGCAUCUUGUGAAUUACAGGAAUAGGACAAUCCAAAGAGCAACUACGGAGCUACGAAUCCUGGCGUGUGUCCAUUCCAUCCGCAACGUUUCUGGCAUACUAAGCCUUCUUAACCUUUCUAACGCCACCAAACAAUCCCCUCUCUGCAUCUUUUCCGUGCACCUUGUGGAGCUCACUGGACGAGCUAGCACUGCAGUGCUAAUUGUGCAUGACGAGUUCAAGCCUACCAACAACCGCACCAAAACAGAGACGGGCCAAAUCAACAUUGCCUUUGAUAACUUCGAGAAGAAAAACGCGGCGGUUACACUGCGCACGAUCACUGCUCUGUCCCCUUAUGCCACCAUGCAUGUGGAUGUUUGCAGCCUCGCGGAAGACAAGCGUGUGGCUCUGAUCAUCCUGCCCUUUCACAAGCAGAUGAACACCGAUGGUAGGAUGGGGAACACCAACUCUACUUUUGCCGAUGUCAACCAUAACGUGUUAAUGAAUGCACCCUGUUCUGUGGGCAUAUUGGUUGAUCGAGGGUUGGGCUCAAAACAUGUGGACUCACAGCACGGCCAGCAGCAGGUUGCAGAGCAAAUUGCCAUGUUAUUCAUCGGUGGGCCAGAUGACCGUGAGGCAUUGGCUUAUGCUUGGAGAAUGGCAGGGCAUCCCAAUGUAAGGCUAACGGUAGUAAGAUUUAUUCUUAGGAAAGAUGCUGCAAUGAUGGUUGAGGAGAGGGAAAAAAAGAUGGAUGAUGAGUACAUAUACGAGUUCAAGUUCAAGACCAUGCAGAAUAGUUCCAUCAAUUACAUGGAGAAAGUGGUAAAAAAUAACCAAGAGACAAUAGCAGCAAUAAGAACAAUGGGUGAUGUGUAUGAUUUAUACGUAGUAGGAAGAGGGAAAGGAGUAAAAUCACCCUCGACGCUGGAGCUCUCAAAUUGGAGCAUCUGCCCUGAGUUGGGAAUAAUAGGGGAUAUAUUAGGGUCUUCUAACUUUGCAUUACAUGCAUCCGUGCUAGUAGUGCAGCAAUACAGCCAUGGAUCCACAAUGACUCUCAAUCUGUCAAACAGAAGCAAUAAUGAUGAUAGUGAUCAAGACGAGGGCUAUCAAUCAUGAUCACAAAGCAAGAUCUCGGGCUUAAUUAUAAAUAUAAUAUAUAUCCUACUGCGUUGUGCAGUAGGUAGAGGUCAUAGAGAGAAGAGUUUGCAUAAGUAAAGCCCAGAAUCUUAUUCCUCACAUUGAAGAAGAUAUAAUGCAAAAUUAAAUAGCACUUUCAGUC
This is a messenger RNA of Rubroshorea leprosula, 2557 nucleotides long. Lineage: Eukaryota; Viridiplantae; Streptophyta; Magnoliopsida; Malvales; Dipterocarpaceae. The record is from the annotation of a GenBank genome assembly.